Messenger RNA from Chroicocephalus ridibundus (black-headed gull), 5513 nucleotides. RefSeq names its product solute carrier family 45 member 2 (gene SLC45A2). Bases 1110 to 2699 code for a protein of 529 amino acids. Lineage: Eukaryota; Metazoa; Chordata; Aves; Charadriiformes; Laridae. Gene Ontology annotation, molecular function: sucrose:proton symporter activity. The transcript has 7 exons. The record is from RefSeq and is a predicted model, not a curated record. Gene Ontology annotation, cellular component: membrane.
GGCUCUGGGGAGACCUUAUUGUGGCCUUUCAGUACCUAAAGGGGGCUACAGGAGAGAUGGAGAGGGACUUUUUAAUCAGACCUGUUGCAAUGGGACAAGGGCUAAUGGCUUUAAACUAAAAGAGGAUUGAUUCAGACUAGCCAUGAGGAAGAAAUUCUUUACUGUGAGGGUGGUGAGGCACUGGCACAGGUUGCCCAGAGAGGUGAUCGAUGCCCCAUCCCUGGAAAGAUUCAAGGUCAGGUUGGAUGGGGCUCUGAGCAACCUGUUCUAGUGGAAGAUGUCCCUGCUCACUGCAGGGGAUUGGACUAGAUGAGCUUUAAAGGUCCCUCCAACCCAAACUAUUCUAUGAUGCAGCAUAGGUUGGAUCAGCUGCCUCACUCAGGUGGCUAACCUGAAAGCUACAGUUCUGGUAUGUCACUACGGAUUUCUUUUAAGACCUUCUCUUGGCAGGUAAGACUGUUUAAAAAACCUUACGCUAUCCUGAUAUCCUUUGUUUUUCAGAAACGAAGGAAAUAAUCAGUUGUACUGAGGGUAGCGCACAGCAGAUAGAUAUAAAAAAUAUUCACCAUUUGCUGUUUGACAGACUUCUGUCAAGCUUAUUAUAAGUAGAUAACUUGUCUUCAUGGAGAGCACUGAAAUCCUUUUCCGGAUCUAUAUUAUAGAUUCCUUUCCCCCCGUUCGGUCAGCAGGAAAGUGUCACUCCGUUUGGUGCUCUCCUUGUUUGCUGUACGGAAAGAUGAGGGCUCAGGUCUCUUGGUGUCAGCACUGUCUUACAGCAGCCCUGCGCCUUGCCCAUGUGAUGUAAGUGCCCGUCAUACGUGUGUGUCGUGCUUCAACAGUAGUUCUUCAGUUGUGGACGGUUGGGAGCUUUGCAGACGCCCCAGAGCUCAGAUCUGCUCAUGUUAACACGCUUCCCCGCCCCCUUCCUUUCAUAACUUGUGAUCGCAGAGCCAUGAAAGUAUGUGAGUCCCUCCCCCGGCACAGACUGAUCCCACCCGGCAUAUGAUCUGGGCUCCAUGUCAGCCCGGGCAGGCAGCACCGACUUGCCGGAGCACUGCGCAAGUUAACAAAAAGAGAGUUUCCACGGGGCUCUUCCAGCCGCUCCUGAGAUGGCCAAGACGAUCAUGGACAGCACCAGAGAGGAGGAGGACGAGCUGCUGCAAUCUGUGACGAGGACUGGGGCAGUGGUGCCCAAGAGGCGAGCGGUGGGAAGGCUGGUCAUGCACAGCAUGGCGAUGUUUGGCCGGGAGUUCUGCUAUGCCGUGGAGGCCGCCUUUGUCACGCCAGUGCUGCUCAGUGUAGGGCUGCCCAAGAACCUCUACAGCCUGGUGUGGCUCAUCAGCCCCAUCCUGGGCUUCGUGCUGCAGCCCGUGGUAGGUUCAGCCAGUGAUCACUGCACCUGUAGCUGGGGCAGGAGGAGACCUUACAUUCUGGGUCUGGGCAUCAUAAUGCUGUUAGGCAUGGCUUUGUACCUCAAUGGGGACGUGAUGAUCUCAGCUUUCAUCGAUGAGAGAGACAAUCGGCGGACGUGGGCGAUAGUCAUUACCAUGCUGGGAGUAGUGCUUUUUGAUUUCGCAGCUGAUUUUAUUGAUGGCCCCAUCAAAGCAUAUUUGUUUGAUGUCUGCUCUCAUCAGGAUAAAGAGAAGGGUCUGCAUUACCACGCCCUCCUUACAGGUUUGGGAGGAGCCCUGGGUUACCUGACAGGUGCUAUGGAUUGGGGUCAAACUGUACUGGGAUAUUCCUUGGCAUCGGAAUUCCAGGUGAUUUUCUUCUUCGCAGCCUUGGUUUUCCUAAUCUGCCUUACCGUACAUCUGCGCAGUAUUCCUGAAGUCCCACUCAGAUCCAAAAAUGAAGAGGAAAAUUUCUUGUUGGAAGAGACUCGAUCCUAUAAAUAUAGCUCCAUAGAGGAGGAAAACAAGAAUGGUUACCUAAAAUCAACAUUUACUGAAAUAAAGGCUGCGGCAAAACCAGGGAAGUGCGCUGCUGUGUCACGUACAGAGGAUCAAAGGCGGAUGACCCUUAAAUCACUCUUGAAGAUACUUUUAAGCAUGCCAUCCCACUAUCGCUAUCUGUGUGUGAGCCACCUCUUUGGAUGGAUGGCUUUCCUGUCCAACAUGCUCUUCUUCACGGAUUUCAUGGGACAGGUUGUAUACCAGGGUAGUCCUUAUGCACCUCAUAACUCCACCCUUUACCUUACCUACAAAACAGGAGUAGAGAUGGGUUGCUGGGGGCUGUGCAUCAAUGCAAUUUCUUCAUCAGUCUAUUCUUACCUGCAGAAAAUCCUUCUGCCAUGCAUAGGAUUAAAGGGACUUUAUUUCAUUGGAUACCUACUUUUUGGAUUGGGUACUGGAUUAAUUGGCUUGUUUCCCAAUGUCUAUUCCACCCUGGCUCUGUGUUCCCUCUUUGGCGUCAUGUCCAGCACCCUGUACACAGUGCCAUUCCACCUCAUUGCGGAGUAUCACAGGGAAGAAGAGUGCCUGAAGCUGCAGGACCGGGAAAAAUCUGUAGACCACGGGCGAGGGAAGGGCAUUGACUGCGCCGCUCUCACCUGCAUGGUCCAGCUGGCCCAGAUCAUCCUUGGUGUGGGGCUGGGGCUCUUGGUCAGCGUUGCCGGCAGCGCAGUCACUGUGAUUUCUGCAUCUAUGGUGGCACUCUUCGGCUGCUGCUUUGUUGCUUUUUGUGUCCGAUAUGUGGAGUAGGACUGUCUGAAGCAAUUGGGAGAAAUCUUCCCCAGGGAGCGUUUUCUUUCUGGAUUAGUAGCACUGGUGCAGUUGCCAUGAUGAUACUGCUGGCACUUCCUCCUCUCUUACCUCCUCGGAGAGGCGGCAACUCCAGAGCAUUAUGAAAUGGAGACUUGAUAAAACUGGUUGCCUAAUGCCUCAGAUUGAAAGCUUCUGUAUUUUGUCUGCUUUAUUACUUCAUUCCCACUGACCUCAGUGUAUUAACACGCUAUUACACAGGGUGGUGUGUAUGGCCAUGGUAUCUCGACGCCCUCCAUGAGAAGUCAUUACGAAACUCCUCAUUACCAAUUUGUGGCAGUUAAUAGAUGAAGUAUGCAGUAAAUUGAAGAAGUAAUAAAAAUAGACAGAGUUAGGAAGAAAGCAAUUAUUUAUCUUGUUUUUCAAGUAUCUUAAGCUUGGGGAUAUUCCCUCUGGUAGUCAAAAGCUGCCAGAGGAUCAAACAGGUGUCAGAGGCCACGUAGGGUGCAAUAGUGUCAUGUUUAGUAGUACUGUUAAAUGGGAUCAGUUAAUUUCCAGCUGCAAUCAAAAGCAGAUUUGGGUAUGAAAGAUGACUGGAGUAUAAAGAAGAUUGAAGCCUAUUGUUUAAAAUCAUAACUGUAAAGUAAUUAUUUUAUAUUGGAUCCUGCUGCUUGUGUAUAAAUGAAAUGAAAGUACUGACUGAGCUUGUCAUGGGAGUCCGCCUAAGGCUGCUCUGCAAGUCCAUGACAGCUGCCAUUUCUUCCUUCUUAAAGCUGGCCUGACUCUGAUACUGUAACUGAAAAGAUAAACUUGACCAAAAUAAGAAUUUUAUGAAUGGUUGUAAGCCACUGAAGUAUUGACAUUGGAAACGACAGUAUUUACCUUGAAGUAGUAUCUCUGUUUUCUCUAUUUUCCUUCAUGCAUCUAGCUUUGAGUGAAAUGGGGUUUGCUCUUUGCAGAACUUUGUGAAAUAACUCAGUUCUGCAGAGCACUAUCAGGAAUUACUGUACAGUAAGUACUUAAGUCCAGUUAUUUGUAUUUAAUUGCGUAUGAAGAUUCAUUCUUAUGUUUAUAAUAUUGCCAGAGUUUUGAAAAUCCUGUGUUUGUGAAAGUGGUACGCUGUAUUUAUGCUGUGCUUCCUCUGUUCUGAAAACUGUCAUAUCCCUUUGCGAUGUUGUACGCUAAGCCACAUGAAGCCAUCUGCUAACGCAAUAUUGUUAAUUGAUGGUGACAGAGAGAGACUGUUGCCAGGUAUGGUGUGUAUUUUUUUUUAAAAUGUUGCACAUGUAUAAUCAAUACUGUUCAGUCAAAUGCACCAUUGAGCUGAUCAGCUCUUAGAAGGUCCGCAUGAUAUGAACUGACAACACCAGAAAUAAAUGGUUAGAUUUGAGCAUAAAGUGCCUCCACAGAGAUGCACCAACUUCAUCCUUUCUGUUUUCAAGAGCAGAGUGAGUCAUUUGUUCUCAGAAAAAAUUAUUUUCCCUUAGGUAAAUUCCUAUUAACUAUAACAAGCCUAUUGAAGGCUCAGCUGCCUUUUCUUGUUGAUGGUUGUGUCUCUACUGUAGGCCCAAAACGGGGCUCGGUGCAUGGCAAACCUUACCUUUCUUCACAGGUCCCUCAUCGUGCCUUAUGAAAAAGCCACGUUUUAUGUUUUCUUUCAUUUUGUGGCACUUCAUGAAUCCUUCUCAUGUCACACCCAUGGAAGAGAAAAUCUUGGAAGACUGAGCCCCCGGACUGUGCUUGAAACGCUUUGUAGGUGCUGAGAUGGCUGGAGCACAAGGGUCUCAACCAGGACAAAACAGCAGAAGGCCAGAAAAUGAAGGAUGGUUGUCCUUUUAAUUGACUUUAUGCCAUCGUUAACUUACUAACCUCCAUUAACUCAAUAUCUCCUGGGAGGGGACUUUUUAAGGGAUGAGCGAGGCUUCCGUGGAGCCAUAAAAAUAGAGAAAGGAGGAGGUGAUCUGGUUUUACAGGACUGCAGGACUCGAAGCACCGUUUAAACCCGUGCUCUGGGAGGUGAGGCCAUAAAGCUCCACUUCCAGUGUGAGUCUGGGAUAGGAACUUUACAAUGUUUACCUACGUCUUUGUCAAUAUUUUCUUUGUGGUUUAACGCCAUCAGAACAUUAAAAUUUGAAUGGUCAGUGCUAUCUCUGCUCUGUUACACAAAGAGAAAGCUGGCCUCCAUCCAGGCCCACAGAGUGACUGUAGAUCUGUAGCAACAUAAGAAUUGUGAAUCUGCAGAAAGAAGAGGCAUGUGGCCAUCACUUACGUCAAUGCUUUUAUUUACGAAUUUAUUCAGAGGAAACUGUUUCAGAUAACUCACAUUAUCAUCUUUCUCACAAUCUUUCCUUUUGAAAUUCACUGCAUGCUACAGAACACAGGACAGAAUAGAGCCAGUUUUUCUUUGGAAAUCUUUCCAUAAAAGCAUCCUAUAAUUGGUUCUAAGAUCUUUCUGAAUGGGUCUUGGUCAAAAAUAGCAAGCGGGCAAAGAAGUAUGUACAAUUUGAAAAACGGAGUUUAAACCUGAAAAAUCAUGGUGGUGCUCAUUCUGAAGUUGAAAGUGUCUUUCAGGUGUUACUGAAAACAAUAAAAUGUAACUAAUUCAUGAGAAGGGAUAAAAUAAGUAUUUCUUACUAAAAAUGUCAAAGACAUCGACAAACUCUACUGUCGUGCUAUUAAUUUAAGAAGUUCCACCUUUUCUGUCCUUUUACGUUAGUUCAGGACUUGAGUUAUCAACAUGAUCGGUUAUUGUACUUAAUAUCAGCAUUUAUUGCAAAGAUGUGAGUUUCAAAGUUAGAAGUACCCUGGGUCUGA